Molecule: messenger RNA, 422 nt
Organism: Leptinotarsa decemlineata (Colorado potato beetle)
Lineage: Eukaryota; Metazoa; Arthropoda; Insecta; Coleoptera; Chrysomelidae
Biological process (GO): cilium organization
Source: RefSeq, a predicted model, not a curated record
UUCUAAUAUUCAAACUGUAUUGCAGGUUAAUAUUUUUAUCAAUAUGAGUCCAUUGAUGUUCUUAUUGAAGUUAGCUUGGGAUUGUAGAUAUCGCCUUCCUCUUCUCAUAACUGUAGGUUUUAUGGUAUUAGAUGUUAGAAUGCAACUUAAUAUCAAUGUACAGACUCGAAGGGUCCCUAGGCCUCGACCCCCUCCUCAAAGAAUGAAUAUAGAAGAACUUAGAGAUGCCAAUUCAUCAGAUGAUUCUUGGUCUACUGUUGAAGAGAAUUCGGAGUCAGAGACGUGAUCUAAUGUAAUUGUGGGGCUGUUGUAAAAAGUGAUAAUUUUUAGAUGUCUUUUAUAUAUUUAUUUAGCAGAGAAAACCCUAAUGUAGUAACCAAUAAAUAGUUGAUUACACAUUUUUAAUAUAUUUUUUUGAUAAA